GAAAGGAAGAAAUAAAAUUAGUGUCAGUGUCAGUCUGCCAGUGUUAACGAAGUGUCAGAAGCCCAUUUGAAAAUUUUACUUUUCAUUUUUUAAGUUUAAUUUUCAAUUAGUGCGUGUCCAGCUUGUACCUCUAAAUUGCUGAAACUCAAUCCUUAUUUAUUCCUGAUCGCCGCUAUCAUCUAUCUCUCUCCUUUGCCGACUUUCCGUAUCAUAACAUUGACCCAUUGACUUAUCACAAAAGAUAAAAAUGGCGUACGCUUCAAUCGAAAAACUGAAAGAAUCAUUGAACAAGGUGUCUCAUUUCAAUAACGGCAUAAACAUGGCCAACAUCAUAUCUCAUGACGAUGAGCUACAGCGAUACGAAACUCUUUACGACAACACUGAUAAUGCUAAUGAUUAUCUAAGAUUAUUAGGACUUGAGCCGGUUGAAGACAUUGUCCGUCCCACUUACAAAUACCAUGAGAAUGGACGACCUCGUGCUCCACGGGGACGGGGAAGAUAUUUGGAGGAGGCCACUGAAGAGGCUGGAUAUUAUAAUAAGCAGAAGAGGAGGGACGAAAAUUUGAAGCGACAAAUGUCUGAGGCGGGAAUCGAUUCCUUCGCAAACAGCGAUCUGAAACAGUAUUUUUUAGACACUUAUAAGGAGAAGGAUGGUGAAAAUGAGGACUAUUACUUCCAAGACACGGAAUCAUCUACUAUUUCAUCCGAGGACGAACCUUUAGCUUGGGUGAAACCCUCUAAUUCCAAUGACAAUUUCAGCGGAGGUACAAAUAAUUGGGGAACUGGGUCGAGAUAUAAUAGCGACGUCGAUAGCAGAGAAAUAAAUGAUGGACUUUCUUCGAAGAGUUCUAAUAGUAGUUCAGUUGAGAAUGAAGGGGGAGUUAGAAGACGUGUCAAAACCGAAGUUUACGUUCCCCCUCAUGCUAGGCGACUGGAAGGUUCACUGAAAACCGGAGUUUACAAACCUCCAAAUCCUAGGAAAACUGAAAACAAAAGUUCACUUCAUGAACCCAGAGUUUACAUACCUCCACACGCGAGGGAAACUGAAAACGAAGGUGAACCCGUAGCGGAGGCCUCUGUUGUAAACAAUGAAUACGCGGAACUGAUCAAGAAAGCGGAAGAAAAACGGAAAUUGUCGCAGAAAUCUUUCGCGAUGCCGGUCACGCGGAAGAAAUCUGCGUCGGAAUUGUUGGCCGAUCCCGGCUGGGACGACAAGCCGAAAGUGGAGAAGCCUGUCCCGCGGUGCAGGAAUGCCGUCGUUUUGCAGUUUUUGAAGAAUUUGGCCCCGGAACGUAAGGCGGUCAUGAUUCCGGCGGGAGCGGAGCAGGAGAAUUGGGGUGACAUGGGAAUAGCGUCUGGCAGCAGUAGCCCGUCCAGGGAGCCUACACCAGUUAGUUUCCUCUGUGACAAGACACCGGUAGCUCGCCGCCUCAUUGAGAGCUUCAUUCCCGAUGAAUCAACUUAUAGCUUCGUUCCCAAGGAACCGAAGCCGAGAAACUACUUCUCACUGGGAGAUUUUAUCGUGGACAAGCCUCCCAAGAAGAAAUCGCCAAAAUAACGACAACCUACAUUCAUACUUAAUUAAGGUAUUAUUAUGGAGCUCCCUAACAAUGUGAUAUUUAUGAUAUUCGAAUGGUAUUUUUGUGAGGAAUGUUUGUAAAUUGAUGUAUUUCAACAGAAUGUAACAUACGGCUGUAUGUUUUUUUCCUGUUAUUCAACAUUUGAAUAGUGUACCUAGGUGUUGAUUCUAGUUGUUAUAUUGUAUUUCAGGUAAAUACAACAUUCAGCUGCAUAUUUUUGUAAGAAUUUCAACGGAAUUCAUUAUACCAAUUUUAUUUAUUAUUAGAAUAUCUUUAAUAUGUUAAGGUCUAUUAGUUGAGGAUAUUAUUCUAAGGCUAGUCAUUCAUGCCACGGUAAGGUUUUCUCUGGUUGAUUGAAGAAUAACUCAUCUUUUAAAUAAAAUUGAAAUAGCCUAUAUACUGAAUUGCAAUCAAAAAGUGUUUUCAUUGAUUAGAGACAUUCGAUAAACUAAAAACUAAACUACUAAACUAUCAGAAUAAAAAAUCGCAGUUGACCUUACACACUUAUAAAGAAUUGUCUUUAAUAAUAAUACUCAAUAACUAAUUAGAGACAUUCGAUAAACUAAAAUAUCAGAAUCAAAAAUUGCAGUUGAGCUUACAAACUUAUAAAGAAUUGUCUUUAAUAAUAAUACUCAAUAACUAAUUUAGGUUUACGCACAAGCCUAGAGCUCAUGUGGGGUUGCAAAAAAAAAUAAUACAAAAAUUAUCGCCAUUUUGUAUUUUGUGUGUGAAAUACUCAUACUAUCCAAAUUGAGGUAUUUUGGUUUUAGGAUUUUCUUCUAAUGCCAGUAAUUUACGUCACGGUUUACUAGAGAGUUAAUCUGUACAGGCUAUCUGGGCACUAAAGAGGAACGUUAGGCUAUACGUUGUUUUACGUUUAUAUACGUACAAAAACGUACGUUUUUGUAUGUUUUUUACGUUAUUUCGUUUUUGUUAGGCUAUACGUGGAAGGAUGGCCUGCCUUUUAAUUGAAAUAAAACUGAACCAAAUUGCGAUCACUUAAGUGGACUUAAUUUAGCGAUUUUUUUGGAUUGAUUAUGAAAUGCGAUGUAAGACUAACGAUUGUUGAUUGAAAUUAUGUUGAACUGUAAUCAAUCAUGUUUUCGUCCAUUAGAGACAUUUAUUGAACAACAAUAAUAUGUUUUUUUGUUCAAAACGCUGAAAGUCAGAUUUCUGCAAUAUUUUAUUUAAUUUGUCUAUCCAUAGAUAAUAGAUACAAUUCAGGUAGAACAACAGUAGCCCAAAAAAUACCCCAUAAUUUAAAAAAUCGCAAAAAAUGUGAACAAAAAUAACAAAUUUCAAAAAAUAAUAAAAUUGGUUGAACAUUGGUAGUCGAAUUAAGGAACUGUUAAAUUACGUUAUUUGUAUGUUUUCUGUUGUCAUCAUGUUUGAUAAUUAUUUAGGACUAUGUUAUUUUUCAUACAUAAUUCAUGAUUGCUUGUUCUUAUUUUCAUCCACAAUUCAUUAUUGUUUGUUCUCUAUUAUGUGAAUAAUUACACUCUCCACAAGUAAUAAAUAGUAUAAAGCAAGUAAAAUACAGUCUAAAUCAAGGUGUAUGUUAUCUCUUACAGUUUCAUUUAUAAUUUAUUAUCAUUUGGUUCUCCAUUAUGUAAAUAAUUACUCUUCAUAAAUCAUAAAUUGUAUAAAACAUGUAAAAUACAGUCUUGAGCAAGGUGGAUAGAAUCCCUCACAGUUGAGAACAAAUUAUUUAACUAACUACAGACUAAAAUAGUCAUCAGGUCAGUUCAGUGGCCCUGAAAUUAAUCAGUAGCGACCUGAAAACUCUCACACCAUAGCUGAGCCAGCCAGGCUAUAAUUAUUAUCAUUACAGACAGAAAUAUGUUGAGAAAAUUAUUUGACAAGUUAAAGCAAACUUAUUUAUAUACUUAUUUAUUAUUGAUUUAUUUAGCGCCAUCCUACUAAGCUGAUUUAUAGAAAUUGAAAAUUGUUAUUGAAAAAAGAAAAAGAAAAUACAAUAUUACAUAAAUAGGCUAAAUGUAUGUCAAAUUCUAAUGCAGUACAAUGUUUUAUCAACACAUGAAAUUCUUUUUGUACAGCAAAAUUUUUUCUUACAAAUAAACCUGAAAAUGGAAAAUUAUGUUUGGAAAAUCUUACUCUCAAUGUGUUAGUGUUUUAAAUUCCGCUGAUUUUCCCUAAGUCCUCUUGAGAGUUAAAUUUCUUACAAAUUGGAAUAGUAUUUGUAUUUAAUUUGAAACGGAAAUUUUGUAGUGAAUUGUAAUCGCCUCCCUAAAUAUUUUGGGAUACCUGAGUAUAACUGAAAUUAAAUUUUGUAGUGUAUUGAGAUUUGUAAAUUUUUGAAAAUACUUGCGAAUAUCAACUUACUCAUAUUUAAGGAUGUAGGCUAUUUGUGAUGAAAUGAGAGUUUUAAAAAUAUCAAAACAUAUCACAUUGUUGGGAACUACUCCAAUAUUGAACACUGUCAAAUAUUAUUGAUGACUUAUUACUACUUAUUGUCGUAGCUGUAUGAUACCUUAGUUUUCUAUAAUGAAGAAAACAGCAUUUUCUUUCACAAAAAAUGGUUGUUCGAUGCAAACAAACCCCGAAUUUGAGUUUCGGUGGUAGAG
Molecule: messenger RNA, 4165 nt
Organism: Nilaparvata lugens (brown planthopper)
Lineage: Eukaryota; Metazoa; Arthropoda; Insecta; Hemiptera; Delphacidae
Exons: 6
Coding region: 248-1558 (436 amino acids)
Source: RefSeq, a predicted model, not a curated record